Molecule: messenger RNA, 2480 nt
Organism: Cucumis sativus (cucumber)
Lineage: Eukaryota; Viridiplantae; Streptophyta; Magnoliopsida; Cucurbitales; Cucurbitaceae
Product: tetrahydrocannabinolic acid synthase
Exons: 2
Coding region: 623-2257 (544 amino acids)
Molecular function (GO): oxidoreductase activity; FAD binding
Source: RefSeq, a predicted model, not a curated record
CCUUUUCUCCAUCCCUUCUCCUUAACUUCUCUCUCACUCCCCAUGCUCUCUCAUCUUCAUACUUCUUUCUCAUCUACGUUUUAUUUUUAUCAAAAAAGAUCACAUUUUACAAUUCUACACUUAAAACUUUUCGUUUUAACUCCAACCUAUUAACUUCUCUUAGCCAGCCUAACCAAAUAUAUAUAACUCAACUAGUAGAAAUAAAUAUUUAUCUUUUAUAGGUUAUUUUUUAGCUAUCCAAUUUGACAAACUCUUCUUUAUUCUUUAUCUUCUUUUACACUGUUGUUGAGUUUCUCCCUGUAGCAAAAUGAUGGAAGAAUGUGUAUAGGGAAACAUAUUUAAAUGUUGGUUGGAGAGAAUCUAUUUGUUCAAUUCACUUAAAUACCUAAUUAAAAAUUUUCACAUACAAACAAUAUUUAUUUUUUACAAAAAUGAAUUUUCAAAUUUUCACUUGCCUAAAAAUCAUGGCUCUUAUUAUGUUAGUGAUGAAAUUUUCAUGCAAACAGCUAUUUUUUUUAGAUAAAGAUAUGAUAGGAUGAAAUAACAAUUGGUACAUUGAAACAUCUCGACUAACUUGCUAUAAAUAGAGAAGGUUUCCAUCACAAAAAUUUUCAACCUAACCAUGAAGUUUUCUCCAUUAAUCCCUCUUUCCCUUGUCUUCGUUGUUGUAUGUUCAUCAUCUUCUUUAUGGAUAGCAGCUUCUUCUUCUAUAAAUCACGAGGAAUUCAUUCAAUGUCUUCUUCAUCAUUCUCCUGAUACUUACCUUAUUACCAAACUUGUUCACACUCCCAUCAACUCCUCCUUUUCCUCUCUCUUGAAUUUCCCCACUCGAAACUCCAGAUUCUCAACUCCCAACACCCCGAAACCACUCCUCAUCAUAACCCCGUCAAAUAUUUCCCACAUUCAAGCAGCCGUCGUUUGCUCCAAAUCUCAUGGCCUUCAAAUCCGAAUCCGAAGUGGCGGUCACGACUUCGAGGGCCUUUCUUAUGUCGCCUACCACCAAUUCAUCGUAGUCGAUCUUAUUAAUCUAAAGUCGGUCACGGUUGAUGUGGAACAAAGUACUGCAUGGGUUGAGUCCGGUGCAACUCUAGGAGAACUUUACUACAAAAUUGGAAAGAAAAGUCGAACCUUGGGUUUCCCGGCGGGUAUUUGUCCAACUGUUGGUGUUGGUGGGCACUUUAGUGGAGGUGGAUAUGGGUCGUUGUUAAGGAAAUACGGUGUUGCAGCCGAUAAUGUAAUAGACGCUUACUUGGUUGAUGCAAAUGGGGAGUUUCAUGAUAGAGAGUCGAUGGGGGAGGAUUUGUUUUGGGCCAUUAGAGGCGGCGGCGGAGGAAGCUUCGGAAUUGUGGUGGCGUGGAAGGUCAAGCUGGUUCCGGUUCCAGCGACUGUAACGAUUUGCUCAGCCAAGAGAAGUUUGGAGGAAGAUGCAAUUAAGCUAAUAGAUCAGUGGCAAUAUGUGGCGAACAAAUUGGAAGAAGAGCUAUUUCUUGCCAUCUUUUGGAAUGGUGGGAAAGUUUCAGCUCAAGAAGGAGGAAAAAUUAAUCCAAUAGCUUUGUUCUUCACUUUGUUUCUUGGAAAUGUAAAUGAACUUAUGGCAAUCCUAAACAAAACAUUUCCUGAAUUGGGUUUGACAAAAGAAGAAUGCAAAGAAAAGAGCUGGAUUGAAUCAGCAGCUUCUGCCGCCAAUAGGUUUCAAAUUGAAGAUCAACCCUUGGAAGCAUUGCUUAAUAGAACACCUAUAACCCAUGGAAGCUUCAAACUCAAAUCUGACUAUGUUAAGGAACCCAUGACUAAAGCUGCAAUUCAGGGCAUAUGGAAAAGAUUAGAAUCUCAAGAUAUAGAGGGAGUAACUCUUGCAGUUAUUCCAUAUGGAGGGAGGAUGAAUCAAAUUUCGGAGUCCAAAAUUCCUUUCCCGCAUAGAGCUGGAAUUCUAUACCAAAUUGGAUACAUUCUAGGGUGGGAAGAAAAAGGUGUGGAGGCAGAGAAACGACACUUGAAUUGGAUAAGGGAGAUUUAUAGUUACAUGACUCCUUUUGUUUCAAAAUCUCCAAGAGCGGCAUAUGUCAACUAUAGAGACCUUGAUAUUGGAUCAAACAACAAGUAUGGAAAGAUAAAUUACAAGCAAGCUUGUGUUUUUGGUUCAAAGUAUUUUGGCAAUAAUUUUAAUAGGUUGGUGAAAGUUAAGAGUGACGUGGAUCCUUACAAUUUCUUUUGGCACGAACAAAGCAUACCACUCUCUUCCGACCAUAUGGUUUAGGGUUUAGGGUUUAGGGUCUAUGCAUCGACUUUAAUAUAUGGUUCGAACAAUUUGGUAUUUAGUUUCAAGUUUAUUCCUAAACCUGUGCCCAACCUACUAUGGUGACAAAAUAAGGGAUUUGUUUGGAUUGCUUUUAACCAUAUAUAUAUAUAGAUAGAUAUAUAUUAUAUGUUAUUUACGUCUAUUUCUUCAUUUAAUUAAUCGUUUAGUACUUUUAAGGCAA